Rhincodon typus (whale shark) is the source of this 3165-nucleotide messenger RNA. It is a transcript of the gene lyn, whose product is annotated as LYN proto-oncogene, Src family tyrosine kinase. Bases 202 to 1731 code for a protein of 509 amino acids. Gene Ontology annotation, molecular function: non-membrane spanning protein tyrosine kinase activity; ATP binding; signaling receptor binding. Gene Ontology annotation, cellular component: extrinsic component of cytoplasmic side of plasma membrane. The record is from RefSeq and is a predicted model, not a curated record. The transcript has 13 exons. NCBI's taxonomy places the organism in Eukaryota, Metazoa, Chordata, Chondrichthyes, Orectolobiformes, Rhincodontidae. Gene Ontology annotation, biological process: innate immune response; protein phosphorylation; cell differentiation.
GCUAGUUCCUCAAUUUUGGUAGUGCUGGUGGGGAGUGGAUAAGGCAGCUGUAAAUUUUUUCUGAACUGUUUACCGUUCAAUGUUGCAAAAACUUCUCUGUUUGUCUUAAACAUUAAGGAAUCUACAUGUAGAAAACUUUCUUUAGAGUUGAUACAACGAAAAGACCAAUUUGAUCUCAUUUGAACGCGGUUGAAAGAAAAUAUGGGAUGUAUAAAGUCAAAGAACUCCACUGAAGAGCCAAAGGAAUUGAAGGAAAAACCAGUACGUAAAUCUGAACCAACUAUUUAUGUGCGAGAUCCCACAUCCAAUACACAAGUGCCAAGUUCAAACCAGGAUUCUCAUCUAUUACCUGGCCAGAAGUUUCAGAAAUUUGAAGAGACUGAUGGCAAAAUAGUUAUUGCUUUGUAUCCUUAUGAUGGAAACCAUAUAGAUGACUUGAACUUCAAAAAAGGAGAAAGGUUGAAAGUGCUUGAAGAGCAUGGUGAAUGGUGGAAAGCCAAAUCUCUUGUAACUAGAAAAGAAGGAUACAUUCCCAGCAAUUAUGUGGCAAACAUCAACACACUGGAAACAGAGGAGUGGUUCUUUAAAGAUAUCAGCCGCAAAGAUUCAGAGAGACUCCUAUUAUCACCUGGAAAUAAAUCUGGUGCUUUCCUUAUUAGGGAGAGUGAAACAUCAAAAGGUAGUUACUCACUGUCAAUGAGAGAUUAUGAUCUUCAGAUUGGUGAUGUAGUUAAACACUACAAGAUUCGAUGCCUGGACAGUGGCGGAUUUUACAUCUCUCCUAGAAUUACAUUUCUUGACCUAAAUCAGCUAAUUAAACAUUACCAAAAACAGCCUGAUGGCCUGUGUCGAAAGCUUGGAUCCCCCUGUGUCAGCCCCCAGCCACAAAAACCAUGGGAUAAAGAUGCAUGGGAAAUUCCACGAGAGUCUGUGAAAUUGGUGAAGAAACUUGGUGCUGGACAGUUUGGAGAAGUGUGGAUGGGUUACUAUAAAAAUUCUACAAAAGUAGCUGUUAAAACUUUGAAACCAGGCAGCAUGUCUGUGGAAGCUUUCCUUGAAGAAGCCAACCUCAUGAAGAAACUCUUACAUGACCGAUUAGUGCGACUCUAUGCAGUAGUUACUAAAGGAGAUCCGAUUUACAUUAUUGCGGAAUUUAUGGCCAAUGGUAGUUUGCUAGAUUUCCUGAAGACAGAUGAAGGGAGAAGACUUGUAUUGCCUAAAAUGAUUGAUUUCUCAGCACAGAUUGCAGAGGGAAUGGCAUUUAUUGAAAGAAAAAAUUACAUCCAUCGAGACCUUAGAGCAGCUAACGUUUUGGUAUCCGAAAACCUGAUGUGUAAAAUUGCUGAUUUUGGCCUUGCUCGAAUAAUUGAAGAUAAUGAAUACACAGCCAAAGAAGGGGCUAAAUUUCCAAUCAAAUGGACAGCACCUGAAGCUAUAAGCUAUGGAUCGUUCACAAUUAAGUCAGAUGUUUGGUCCUUUGGGGUUCUCCUAUAUGAAAUAGUCACAUAUGGAAAGAUUCCAUAUCCAGGAAUGUCUAACACAGAGGUUGUAAAUGCUAUUGGACGAGGUUAUCGCAUGCCACGUCCUGAAGAAUGCCCACAAGAGCUGUAUGAUGUCAUGAAGGAUUGUUGGAAAAGUAAAGCUGAAGAUCGGCCAACCUUUGAAUAUCUCAAAGGGUUGCUUGAAGACUUUUAUACAGCCACAGAAGGUCAAUACCAACAGCAGCCAUAGAACAUAAAAUGAAACGUCAAUCAAAUCGAUAGCUAGUGCAAACUGUUAAAUGGCAUGAAGGUAUAUAUGUAUACACCAAAUGUAUUUUGUCACAAUUGCAUGUAACAAAGUCACUAACCGAUGCUUAAUUACCUAGAUAACCGGAACAUUCAAUUGUACCAAACACUCAGCAUCACCACAACCAUAUUGUAAAAGGUUGUAUGUUCAGUGUCUAAAUUAAUAGAGUCAAAAUAGAGAAAAUAGUCCAGCUAUUUUUAUUCACAUCAAAUCUAACUAGAAUAGAAUGUUAGUGGCAAAUCAUUUUCUAAUCUGGGAGUGUGGGGGUCCAGGUGGCAUGUAAGAGAGUGUGGUGAGAUGGACAUUCUUGUCCUGAAUCACUACAUAGCAUUUUUAUCUCAAUUUGGUGCUUUAUGAAUACAGUUAAGAUGCCUGUGGUGGUGUCUCAAAGCUGGCCUUGCUUGACAGUGAUAUACAGUAAUCAAUAAUCUGGUUGAAGACUACUCAGUACUGCUGCAUUGGCAAACUAUUCACAUUGCUGCAAACAAAAAUUUAAUCCAAGCAACUUCGGUCAGUGAAUCCAUACAUGUGAACAUGAAUGGAUUUUCUGUAAAUUAAUAAAUACAUUCCAAGCAAAAAACAGAAGUGGGACCACCGCUUGAAACUGUUUACAUAUACAACACGUUAAACUACCAUUAGCAGUUUCACUGUUGUUUAACUGUCAUUAUCACCAUUAACUAUAUUGUUUAAGGAUUUGGGGAGUUGACAUCUGUAAAAGUAUUCAUUUGAAUUACAUCUGACAAAAGUUAAAUGCAAUUUUUUUUCUUAUGAGACUGAGAUUAUAUUCCACAGCAAAUCAGUGCCUUGAUCAUUAACUAACCAGGCAUGUGGAAGAGUUAUGUAGACCAUUUGUUAUUACUAUAUUCCUGAUUUUUCUUCAAUUUUUGUAACAUUUAAUUUCUUUUAAAACAAAUCAAUUCAGUGCCAUUGCUUUUACUGAAAUUUGAAUCCAGUGCCAUUUCUUCAAAAUGUAGUUCAUUUAGAUCCUAACUCAAAAGAGAAAGUUUGAACUAAAACUCCAUGAACCAGUAUUCCGUCACAGGAAAUAUUACCUAUGACACAGAGUGCUCGAACAAAUCAUGAUUAUUCAAAUUUCAAUUCACGGGGAGUUUCCAGAAGUAACUUUGAACUAACUUUGACCAGAAAAUGUUCCCACUUUGUCUAUCAAUGUGUAAGUGGUAUUUUAUUCCAUAUAUUUUGUAUAGUAAAAUUUGACUAGCUGUUUUAACAGAACACUUAGCAGAUGUGUAUGCUACUUGUAAAAUGUGCAAUAAUUUGCUUGAUAGUUUUCUGUUCUCCCAUUGUGUGGGAAGAAAUAUACAUUAAGUUAUGAAUUUGUAACAUGAAUGUUUUGAAUAAAAGUGAGUAUUUACAAUA